AACGUUACAAUGAUUUUGAUUGGAUAUUGACUCUUCCGGUAAACAGGUACACGACUGCACGUGCAGAUAUUUUUGUACGGAGUGUACACAUUACAGGAAAUUUUGAAGAUGAGGUUUAAAGGCGGAAGAGCUGAAGGGAAGGCAGUUAUUGCAGGGUUGUCAUGUAGAUUACCAAAAUCUGAUAACAUUGAUGAGUUUUGGAACAACUUAAUCAAUGGAAAAGACAUGAUUGGGGAAACAAGAUGGCCAGUCGGAUUGUAUGAUACCCCUCCUCGUGCUGGACUUAUUAAUAGUAUUGAUAAGUUUGAUGCAGGCUUCUUUAGAUUUACAGACUCUGAGGCCCACAAUAUGAAUCCCUUACUUCGACAUUUAUUUGAAGUGUCAUAUGAGUGUAUCACAGAUUCUGGUAUACCACUAAGUGUGUUACAUUCUAACACGACGGGAACAUACACAGCAUGCUUUAUACCAGACAAUGAUCCACUGGAAACAUCACGCUGUGCAGAUUCUAAAUACUGUACCACUGUUUCCAUGAUAACUGGUCACUUGAUGAACCAGUUCAGAUUUACUGGACCUAGUGCCACAGUGGAUACAGCCUGCAGUUCUAGUGUGUCUGCUAUGGAGAUGGCUGUACAAGAUCUAAUGACUGGACGAUGUCAGUUUGCUUUGGUAACAGCAUGUAAUUUGUUAUUGAAUCCAAGCUAUCUGCAACAGAUGAGUUACCUUGGGAUGUUAAGUACAGAAGGACAGAGCAGAGUAUUUGAUGUUGAAGCCAAAGGUUAUGUGAGGGCUGAGGGUGUUGUGUCUAUAUUACUUACUAGACAGGCAAGUCUGUGUCAGAGAAUCUAUUGCUCAGUUAUUGAUGUGAAAACUAGCUGUAAUGGGUAUAAUCCAGAUGGCAUCACUUUCCCCAGCAAGGAUUGUCAGUGUGCUUUGAUGAAAGAAAUCUACAAAAGAUCUGAAAUAAAGUCUGAUGACAUUGCCUUCAUGGAACUUCACAGCACUGGUACACCAGUAGGUGAUCCAAUAGAAGCCAGGAGUGUUACAGAAGCUAUAUGUUCUACCAGAGAGAAGCCACUACUAAUUGGAUCUGUUAAAGCUAACAUGGGCCAUAGUGAAGCAACUGCAGGAUUGGCAAGUUUAGUGAAAUGUAUUUUAGCAGCUCGACAUGGUAUAAUACCUCCACAGAUCAACUUUAUAUCACCAAAUCUAAAUAUUGAGGCCAUAAAGGAAGGGAAAAUAGUAGUUGUUAAAGAGCCAACCGAGCUGAAAGAUGGCUAUAUUGGUUUAAACUCCUUUGGAUUUGGUGGUGCCAAUGGACAUGUGGUUUUAAAACCAUUCAAAAGGAAAAGAAAGGCUAUGGGAAAAACGUUUUGUCUGAUACCUGUUACUGCUCGUACUGUACAAGAACAAGAAGCAAUUCAAGAUUUUGUGUCUAAAAAUAAAGAUGAUGUAACACUAAUGUCACACCUAAGUUUAUCAUUACUCAGUUAUGAUGUUAGAAGACAAAUAAGAGGAUAUUUUAUAUCAGAUCCAAAUAGUCAAGAGCUGACACAAAGAUUUUCCAAUGAAGCACCGACUUGUUCAGAACUUUGGCUUUGUCUACAAGAUUUUAUAUGGGAUAUGUUAGACUUUAAUCCACAAUUAUUGAAUAAUGGCUGUUUUAUGAAGUCUAUUGUUCAGUCACAAGUUAUUGUAAAGGAUAAGAUUGGAUUAAAGAUGAUCAUGACAGAGGCUUUAAAACUUCCUGUCAAACCCACUACAGCAAAUGGAUUUGUCAAAGCUAUAGCAAUAAUGAUAGGUAUUGUUGAUUGUCUCCGUGCUGCCAAGGUAAAGAUUUCAGGUGUAUAUGGUAUUGGUUUGUCAGAAAUUGUAGCAUGCUAUGUGGACAAUAGCUUGACCAGAGAACAGUGUUUGAGAGUUGCAUAUAUUAUAGGACAAACUAUAGAAGAGCAUUCCAGACACAGUGCAAAAGACUACAAGAUCUACAAAGUAAAGCUGAGUCUGCAGGAGAUGUAUUGUUUAGGUCCAAAGGUCAAGGUAUUGACAACCUUAUCAGAUGACUCAGCAAUUAUAGGGGUUGCCAAUGGAUACACAGAUAAGACUCUAGAACUGAUCCAUGAUAAAGGUGGUUACUACCAACAACUGACAGAUGGUAUAAUACUAUACUGUAGACUGUUAGAUAGUCUUACUGAGAAAGUAAUGGAGAAACUAAAAGUUGUCAUCCAGGAACCAAAGAUGAGAUCAGGUUUGAUGAAGAAUCCUAAACACUUACAACACCCAGAUCAGUAUGUGGACAGUGGUGCCAUUAGCAGUAUCCUGAACCGAGUUGUAAGAGCCAAUGAUAUUCUACAAUCCAUGCCAUCCUAUGUAACACUCAUCAAUGUUAACUUGAAUGGUGUACAAGCUGUGAUUAGUGAAGAAUCUAAAUCUAUUGACUGUAAACCAUGCCCUGUGUCCUUCCUGAAGACAUUAGGGGAGAUUCAUAUGAUUGGUCAGCCAAUGGAUGUCAGUGUGUUUUACCAGUCUGAUUUCCCAUUGGAUGUAAAAUCUCCAUCAAUUAGUUCUCUUAUUAGAUGGGAUCAUUCCUACUCAUGGUCAAUACCAGAUUGGCCAGAAUUCUUCUCAAGAGUGAAGGAUGAAGCUGUUAUGCCGUACACUAUCGACCUCGGUGACUCGGAGGGUAUACAUACACCACUGGCUACACUGAUUUAUCACAGCUGGUUAGCCAUAUCACAGAAAACUUCAAAAGAUCAUUCCUUGGAAUCAAAAGCUGCGUUGGACAGAGGAAUAACUUUCUCCAAUUUAGAUCUCAAUCAAAAUACAGAUACAGUAAAUGCACUUCUCCAAGGAGCUGUGGUACAAGUUCUACAGGGAAAACAAAGAUUUGCUGUACAUAACAAUGGAAUAGUAUUGUUCUCUGGAAAUUUCAUGUUGUCAUCUGAAAAGUUAGAACUUCCUAAAAUACCAGGAUAUGAUUUAGAUGUCAAUGAAAACAUGGAAGAUGCCGAAGAUGGUGAUCUCUUACAAAAGACAGAAAUAUUAUGGGAAGAUAACUGGCUAGAUUUCAUCAAUACAGUAUUGGAGUUUAACAUGGAAUAUUUGGAAGGUGGAUUGAUAAAAGUUAUGAUUGAUCCCAUUGCUGUGCAGGAAGAGGUCAAAGACUGUGCUAACAUACUGGCAGUGGCGGAAAAAUACACCGGAUUAUGCAAAGCUGGAUCGCUUCUUGUACAGAAUACUGUCACCUUUGAUAAACCUGCAGUUACCAGAAAAAGUAAUGUUAGUGAAUACAGCAUGACAGCUGUAAACAUUGUGUUGGCUUACAGCAUCCAGAGUCAGAAAUCAGACAAAAUAAUGGUCUAUCAGGGCAUUAAUAACAAAACUAAAACAGAUGUUCUUGGACUGGUCCUAAUGACAGAAGAGGAUGUUAUCUGCAAAGAAAUUCCAUUAGCAGCUGAUGAUAAGUGGAGAAUUGAAGAUAUUGAGCAGAUAAUUCCGUACCUGAUAGCUUUGUUUCUACUUUCUGAGUCUACAGAGUUUGUAGAGAAACCAAGGUUAUUGGUCUGUCCUCCUAUUGAUACAGUAGGGAUGUAUUUAAUGGCUUUAUCAAGUGAGGAGAGUGGUAUCAGUGUGUUUACUUCCAGUUAUGAUAUAGAAACAAGACAGAUGGUCGAGUCAACAUUUCCAUUUGUCUGUGUAUUACCAGGGGACAAUCUUGUACAGAGUAUUAAAGCUAUGACACAAGGAGAAGGGUGUGACGUCUGUAUCAAAUUCACUAGUGGGGAACUGAAUACAUGCAUAGAUUAUAUUGGUAGUGGAGGGAAGUUUCUGCAGUGUGCAAAACCAUUAGAACCCCUAGAGUUAGAGAAACUUCAGCAUAAUAAAACAUUUAUUCUUGUUGAUGUAAAGAAAGCUUUCUUCAGCUUUUUAUCUCGUAGCCAGGAAGAAAUACAAACUUUGUUGUAUGAAAUGAGAGAUGGAGCUGUAGGAAAGCUGAAAGAAGCCGGAUAUCCAGAAACCAAAGGUAUGGUGUAUAGUUUGGAUGAACGUUCACACUUCCUUAAUCCUAUCUCAAUCACACAGAUCUUGAAUGUUCUUGAUGAACCUGGUAUUAAUUUGACAGACAGCUUUAAAUGUUUGAUGGAAGCUGAUAUGUUAGCAAUGGAAAGACUCCAUAAUGUUAUUACAACAAAACCAAAGGAUUUUUCCUUAUGGGAAAGAGUGCAGUUUGAUAGUCAAAAUUCAGAAGACGAUGAAAAUGAUGAUACAUUAAAUGAAGCACAACUAGCUUCAGCUUGUGAAAGUGUAGAUUUAAAGAUCAGUCAACCGUCUAAAGAUGUAGUUAUAGUCAGAGUGCCUAAUGUUCAGAUCACAUUACUAGAUGACACUGACGGUAAAAUGCUGUUCCCCCCUGAUUAUAGGGCCACUUCUACACCAAUGGUUACAUUACGGGUUGACAAGGAAUCAGAUGACCUUCAUGAAAGUUAUAUUGACAUCCCACUGUCAGACAAUUUGACUCUGGGCAAUAAGAAAGGAUCACUAGCGCCAAAAUUGCUUACCCCUCAGGCUAUGAUCGUUACACCUGUACCAGACAAAAGACGAAAGAAAAGUCGACCAAUGGACUUGGUAUUUAUCAAUUCUCCUGGAAUGUCACCUGGAAAAGCUUUUACCCCGAAGACUCCAUCUAUUAGAACACUCCUGACACCUGCAAUCAAGGAACCCUCUCUGGUACCCCUCAAUAGUUCAUUGAAGCAUGACAAGCCAUUGUACAUUGUACAUCCUAUUACCGGCAAAGUGACUUUAUUGAAAACACUUGGUGGCCUGUUAACCAGACAGUGCUAUGGAAUACAGAGAACAACUUUUACUCCUAGAGAUAGCUUAUCCAGUGUAGCUAGUUAUUACACUAAUGCUGUACAGAUGCUACAGUCAACGGGUUCUUACAUCAUUGCUGGAUACUCAUUUGGUUCAAUGGUGGCAUUAGAAAUGGCGCUGCAGCUUCAGGCCAACAAGAAAAAGGUAGAGAAAUUAAUUCUAUUUGAUGGUGGACCUGAUUAUUUCUCAGCACAAUUCAGAGCAGCCCAAAAAGCAGCAAAAGAUGCAAGUGAGGUAGGUCUUUCUAUUAUGGUCUGUGCAGAAAAAGAUGACAGUGAGGUAGGUCUUUCUAUUAUGGUCUGUUCAGCAAAAGAUGCAAGUGAGGUAGGUCUUUCUAUUAUGGUCUGUUCAGCAAAAGAUGCAAGUGAGGUAGGUCUUUCUAUUAUGGUCUGUGCAGCAAAAGAUGACAGUGAGGUAAGUCUUUCUAUUGUGUUCUGUGCAGCAAAAGAUGACAGUGAGGUAGGUCUUUCUAUUAUGGUCUGUGCAGCAAAAGAUGACAGUGAGGUAAGUCUUUCUAUUGUGUUCUGUGCAGCAAAAGAUGACAGUGAGCUGGAUUUGUAUUUAGAGAUAGGAGCUCUGGUGAAUUUUCUGAUGAUGUUUGUACCAGUACCUAGUAUACAAAUGUUACAGAAUAUCUUACAUCAGUUACCUAACCAAGAGGCUCGCAUACAGACUGUGGUGGAAAUGUCAUUCAAAAAUGUGGAAAUUUGCAUGACUUCAACAAAGACAAAAUGGCUCUCUGCUAAGGAAAAACUGUUCAACAAAAUGAAGGGUGCCAAAGAUGUGGGGAAAAGUUCAAUGGCUGAUGCUGCACAGGAAGUGUUGUCAUGGAAACGAAGAGAACAAGCUGCAGACUUCAUAAAAAGUGUCAAUAUGGUAAACAAGUACAAGAAUAAACAUGGAAAAUUUCAAGGUGAUAUACAUUUAUUACGCAUAAAGUCCGACCCAGUGAUGUGUGAACACCUACCAGUAGACUACGGACUACAGAGCUGGUGUACAGGAAAAGUUCAUAUAACAUUCUAUAAUGGAUCUCAUGAAACUUUCUUAAAUAGGGAUUCUGGGAAAGAAGUAGCUGAGGAAAUAACCAAGAUUCUGUCACUUGUGAAGUAACAUGCUGAGCAUGAUCUCAUGAAACUUACUGAAAUAGAAACUUGAGGAAUGAACAUUUUGACACAAGUGACUUAAUGGUUGUUACAUAUUAUGGAACUGAGAAUCUAGUUUUUGAUGUAAAUGAAAAGAUUCUGUAAUAUAUGAAGACUGUGAAUAUAUUUGAAAAUAUUGUUAAGAUAUAUGAGCAUUACUUUUGUAAACCUGGUACAAAAUUUUUGGUGUUUGAAUGAUAACUACUUUUGUUAACUGAUGAAGAUUGAUUUUUAGACAAAUCAUAAGUUAUUGAGUUAUAUAAUUUUUUUUUAUGAAAUUGUUUGUGCCUAUAUAAACUGCAUCUGAAUAUUUGAUUUUUAUAUAUUUAUAUUAUUUAAAG
Molecule: messenger RNA, 6352 nt
Organism: Mytilus trossulus (common blue mussel)
Lineage: Eukaryota; Metazoa; Mollusca; Bivalvia; Mytilida; Mytilidae
Product: fatty acid synthase-like
Exons: 35
Coding region: 109-5979 (1956 amino acids)
Biological process (GO): fatty acid biosynthetic process
Molecular function (GO): 3-oxoacyl-[acyl-carrier-protein] synthase activity; fatty acid synthase activity
Source: RefSeq, a predicted model, not a curated record